CUUUCUAUUUCAUCUGUCCCUGGACACCAGCAUGACAGCUCAAUUGCUGCUUCUCCUGCUAUUUGUGAUUUUGAAUCCAGGGGAGCUAUUCUUGGGUGUAAUUGGUAAGCCCCACAAGGUGAAACAUGAAGUGGCAUCAACCAGUGAGGAAUCCUGCCAUUUCCCUUUCCGUUACCAACGCAAAAUGCACUACUCCUGUCUCCCUGGCGACUUUCUUAAAUCUCAGCGCUGGUGCGCCACCACAGCAAACUAUGACCGAGACCAACAAUGGAAACUUUGUCAGAAAGAGGAAAGGCCAACAGGGUACUGCGAUCCUAACCCCUGCCAGAAUGGGGGUGCCUGCGAAGCUAGGAAGACUGGAUUCCACUGCACCUGCACAGCUGGUUUCCAUGGGAAACGCUGUGAGAAAGAAGGCUGCUUUGGAUCACAAAGAUGGUUGCAUGUUGGCAAGAAGGAAACAUGGCUGCAAUAUUUUCCCUCUACUGGGCUGAAGGAGUGCCACUGUAACAGAAAGAAGAUUUCCUGCAAGACAAUACAUGGAAAAGCAUGCAGAAGCAACCCCUGUCUGAAUGGAGGUCAGUGCGUCCAGCUGGGUCAGAACUUGGUCUGCAGCUGCCCUGAAAAAUUUUCUGGACCACUGUGUGACGUAGAUCACACUGAAAUCUGCUACAGUGGGAAUGGAUACCUAUACCGAGGCAUGGCUCAGAGUAGCUCCUCGGGGGCAGCUUGCCUACCCUGGGACUCCCCGCUCCUUCUUAUGGAGUAUUCCAUCCAACUCGGGAAUGCAGUAAACCUGGGCCUAGGGGAACACGCCUUCUGCAGAAAUCCAGAUAACGACACCCAGCCGUGGUGUUUCUUGCUACAAGACAGACGAAUCACAUGGGAGUACUGUAACAUUACCCGCUGUCACCCACAAAGUUCUGGUGAACUGAUAACAAAAGUGACAGGAGCACCUCUGGAAGAGUGGACCAUGAGCCCUGUGAAUAGCAAACCCCCGUCUGCCACUAGCUCAGCUCCAGUUUGUGGACUACGCUUUACAAAAGUCAUUUCCUCACGCAGCCGUAUCGUAGGAGGUAUGGUGGCACUCCCUGGUGCCCAUCCCUAUCUGGCUGCUCUGUACAUUGGAGAGCAAUUCUGUGGAGGAAGCCUCAUUGAUUCCUGCUGGAUCUUGACUGCUGCACAUUGCCUAGAAUUCAUGCCAGAUGUGUCUAGAAUUUCAGUGGUGCUUGGCCAGAUCUUCUACAACACCAGCACUGACGGCAGUGUGAAGUUCCAGGUACAGAAGUAUCAACUGCAUGAGAAUUAUUCACAAAUAACUAAGGAGCAUGACAUUGCUCUGGUGCAACUGGAGGAAAAGUCCCCAGGACAUUGUAUUGGAUUUUCCAACUCCAUUUCACCUAUAUGUCUGCCUGGUUCCUUGGAGACAGAUGACAACAAUGGACAUUGCCAGAUUGCAGGAUGGGGACAUAUGUAUGAAGGAGCUGACAAAUUCUCUGUAUAUCUGCAGGAGGCAGAUGUGCCCAUCAUUCCCCAUGAGCAGUGCCAUUCCCCAGAGGUACAUGGGUCCCAGAUUACCCAACACAUGCUAUGUGCAGGUUACCUGGAAGGAAGAAUUGAUGCAUGUCAGGGAGAUUCGGGCGGUCCCCUGGUAUGUGAAGAGCAAGGCAAGGCCACCAUCCGUGGCAUUGUCAGCUGGAGCACAGGCUGUGCCCAAAGGAACAAACCUGGGGUUUACACCAAUGUCGCUCGUUACCUCAGCUGGAUUCAGAGCAACAUGCAUUAGCAAGCCAGAGAGUAGAAAGCCAGUGAAACUGAAAUUCCUCAUGGGCUUGAACAUCUUUUUCUCUCUUAGCUCCCUAGGCUAGAUGCAGAACAUUACAGAACCGGAGGAUACCAGUUGUGUGGGUUAUUUUGGGGGAUAAUAAACCAUCCUGCACCAAAUGUUCAGACUCCAUGUUGUAGUCUGAAAAAAAUCUUUACUGAGACAAUGGAAGGCCCACUGCUUGAGUUCGACUGCUCCCUCCUCUCUGCUAGGAAGGCUAUAAAUGCCAGAAGGUUGGCUGCCUGCACAACAUUUGUUCUCCAUGUUAAAUACAUCUCAGCAACAGGCCUCUCUUUGGUGUCAUUCUUGAGGAGACACUGAAAAGGUAGGUUUCCCCUCCAAUGGGCAGAACCACAAAAGCUGGAGUUCAGCUAAAUGAAACCCUUGAAUACUGAGCACUGAACUCUCAGCAGAAGAACAUUUUCACACAGAAAUAUCAAAAUUAUGAAUCUACUUUGUGUUUUGAGUGACCAAGUUCAGCAAAAUAUUUUUGGAGGAUGGGGAGGGAAGAAAUAUUGUUCCAUAGACUCUGAAACAGCAGAGGGCACCCCACGUCUAACAUUAAUUCUGUAAGGAAAGUCAAAAGGAUGGAGGGCAAAUCUGCUCUGGCCCAGAGGAGAAACUCCUCAAAAGCAGGCUUUUUGCUUAUCUCAUGACAUAAAACUAAGUCUUAUGCUUGGCAAAGACCAUGUAGGGUUUAUGAGCUAGUUGUUUUCAAGUAACUGAGAGCUGUCACAAAGAACGUGGUUGGUUCUCUGUCCAGAGAGCAGGAAAAGAUGACAUCAUGGAAAUAAAUAGCAAGAAAAUGAAAGAAUGAACGAACAUUUUAUUAUAGUCGCAAAAGUUAAAACAACCAAAUGCAAUGUGAGAAUGCAGAAAAAUCGGAUAAAUUAAGUAAAUUGCUUAGUUCCGUUAUUAGGGAUCAACACAGCCAGACCUUAUGGCUUGGACAAAGAAUUUAGCAAAUGUAUAAGUAAUUUUGGAAUGCUUAUUUUUAAAGAAAAAAAAUCUAAAUACCAUUGGUCUAGAGGCAGCCUAUCUAAGGAUUAGUUGGGAGCAUAGUUCUCAAAAACUUAGAAAGCUAUGUUCAAAGAGGACAUAUUUUCAGAGGUGCAAGGGCAUCGUCUGUGGACAAGACAACAAUCUAGCCAAACACCAGAAGAAACUUCAUACUGUAUGACUUUUGAACAGGCAGACGUGAAUGGCACUAGGCUCUCCUUGUUUGGAGAUAUUCAGAGCAAGAUUAGAGGUCAAGUAUGCAAGCAUUUGUCUGCAGAAAGAGGAACUCAUAGGGAAACUGGGGGUACAGACAAAUUCCACUCCCAAUCAUCCUAUGCUCCAGUGUCUUAGAAAGAACUUAAUGGAUUUAGUAUAAUGAUAUCCAUUAAUCAUGCUGUGUGUGAUCCAUCAAUAAGCUUAGAAUCUUAUUACCUGACAGUCAAAUGCCUGUGCAAGAUAACUAGGUAAAUUACUGUAUAAAUUAGAUGUUUGGAUUACAUUAUCUUCAAGAUCAAUCCAUCUCUACAGGUGUUUUCCAUCACUAAGUGAAGCAAUUGCUCAAUAGGAAAUCAUGUGACUGCUUUCUUUUUCCUCACUCCUCUACCUUUUGGAAUGCUCACCUCAGCUCUGGAAUAAUUACCAAGGAGGGUAUUUCUGUUUGUAUUUGCAUUCAUUGGAGGGGAAGGGAUUGCGAAAGAGUAAGCAGGCAUACAGUGGGGAAUGCAUAUUGAAAGCAGUGUAGUGGCACGGUCAGGCCGAGCAUGCUUGGGGCUGGGAGCCUCAAGUUUACUGUGCAAACAGCUCUUUUUAUUCUCAUUGUGUGAUUGUUUAUUCUCUUGUAAUCCCUUCCUUUCCAAUCUGUUCACUCUGGGGCGGGGGGACAAUAUAAUGCAUAAUGGUUGUAAUUACAAUCACUUGACUGAGGGAUGCUGCAAAGGUCAUAAAGCUAUAUUUUCAGUACUACCACAACAAUCCCUGAACAAAGUAGAUGGUAAGUGAGAAUUAUUUGUACUGUCAAGCGCCAGGAAAUUCAUAAGAUCCAGGCAUUUCAAAUGGGUAUAAAGAUUUAUUGCAAGCUUAAGCUCUCGACAUUAAUCUGAACUACUAACAGUACAAGCAAACUGAUCGUAGAUAAUAGUCGAUGAAAUUCAAGGUGGGCUGGACUUAGAUCUCUUGUUGGUAUGAAUGGACUCAUGACUAAUGAUGAGUUUGACCAUUCCCUCUGGCUCAGUUGGGUCAUCUCCUACACUAUUACACGAGGUACAUGUUAAUAAUUGGUGGGAACAAAAUAAGUGAAUAAUUGGAAAGCUGUACCCAGGAAAGCAAACAGUGAUUCUCCUGAUUUUAUAAGAUUUUUACAUUGAAUUCUCCUGAAAUGAUAAAUCAAAUUUGUCAGCAUUCAUUGAUCAAGAAAAUUCGUAGCUUAGAUGCACAUUGAACAUCGUAGAAGUAGCAGAAAGUGGCACAUCUACAACUGUAGUAGGUCAAUGGGUAUAGAUGCAUGUGGUGAUUUAUGGUUUGCUGCUGAUUCAACAGAGAUCUCAUGUAAAAUAGUGUGAAGACUUAGGUUUGUUCUGAGUUGUGCCCAGAACAUUUGGAACUACAGUUGCAUUUGGUUGUUGUAUGCAGUUGGCUAUGGUCUUUGUUUCAGUUAUGGUUAUCUAUAAAUACCAUGUGGAUUAUGGAACUUCAAGAUGAUCCAGGCCUCAGAUUCACAU
Messenger RNA from Pseudonaja textilis, 4539 nucleotides. RefSeq names its product coagulation factor XII (gene F12). Gene Ontology annotation, cellular component: rough endoplasmic reticulum. Gene Ontology annotation, molecular function: calcium ion binding; serine-type endopeptidase activity. Lineage: Eukaryota; Metazoa; Chordata; Lepidosauria; Squamata; Elapidae. Gene Ontology annotation, biological process: blood coagulation; zymogen activation. The record is from RefSeq and is a predicted model, not a curated record.